AUGAAGCUCAACAUCAUCAUCUUCGCCACCGUGGCUUCUUUCGUCCUUGCCGGCCCCCUCGCGGCCCCAGACGAUGUCCCCGCCCUCAUCGCCGAGCCCGAGCGUGCUCCUGUCAACACUGAGUCCACCGGCGCCGAGAAUGUCAACGCUGUCCCUGCCCGCGACUGCCGUCAGUGUGACGAAUUCUAUCGGAAGUGCAUGGGCUCCACUUGGUGCUGGUACGACCCCAUGGCCUGCUCGAAGACCUGCAACCUCGACACUUGUCGCAAGUUCAACAAGGCCUGCACUCCCUGCGGCUACACCGAUAGGUGCUAG
Molecule: messenger RNA, 315 nt
Organism: Bipolaris oryzae ATCC 44560
Lineage: Eukaryota; Fungi; Ascomycota; Dothideomycetes; Pleosporales; Pleosporaceae
Exons: 2
Coding region: 1-315 (104 amino acids)
Source: RefSeq, a predicted model, not a curated record